GGGGAAACUUAAGCGUAAAACAGUCUGUGCAACUGGUAGGGAUGGAGAACCUGAUUCGACUAUACAGGCUUCUUAUGUAUCUGCACUUAUGAUGGGGAGCUGGGAGAAACAAAAAUAUGACUAAUGUGUUUAUUAGGUGUACACCGAGUGACCAUGGUUGAAGAAACAGCCGGAAGGGGUCCCGUUGGAAACCCUAGGCCAGAUAAAGGGAUUCCAGAGGAGGGUGUCCAGCCAAGGGGCAAAUGGGCCAACAACAUGGAGUUCAUUCUCUCUAUGGCUGGAGAAAUCAUUGGCCUUGGAAAUGUUUGGCGGUUUCCUUAUCUGUGUUACAAAAAUGGAGGAGGUGUCUUCCUCAUCCCUUACUUUUUGUUCCUCUUCCUCUGCGGCAUCCCUCUGUUCUUCCUGGAGACGGCGCUGGGCCAGUACACCAGUGAGGGUGGGGUGACCGCCUGGAGGAAGAUAUGCCCCAUGUUUGAGGGGGUGGGGAUUGCAGCACAAGUGAUUGUGGUGUAUCUUAACAUCUACUACAUCGUGAUAUUGGCUUGGGCUAUCCUGUAUUUAUACAACUCCUUCAAAAACCCGCUGCCUUGGUCCACAUGCGAGAACGAGUGGAACACUGGUUCUUGUCACAAACCAGACCCUAAUUUGUUUAAACUCAAUGCCAGUUGGUCAUUCCUGAACAACGUCAGCAUGCCUGACUAUUCUGACAACAUCAAUUACACGGAGGACCCCUUGAUUUUCUUGAAGACACCGGAAGAGGAAUUCUGGCUUCAUCGAGUGUUAAGAAUAUCAGAUGACUUUUCCAUGACUUCAGUACACUGGGACCUGGCUUUGUGUCUCCUGAUUGCCUGGGUUUUGUGUUAUUUCUGCAUCUUCAAGGGUAUCAAAUCAACAGGAAAGGUCGUGUAUUUCACAGCAACAUUCCCCUAUCUGAUGCUGUUCAUCCUCGUAAUCCGUGGAGUGACACUACCAGGAGCUGCAGAUGGACUGAAAUUUUACCUCAGUCCUGACAUCUCGAAGCUUGCCGAUCUAAAAGUCUGGCAUGAUGCAGGGACCCAGGUGCUCUUCUCCUAUGCUGUGUGUCAGGGAGUACUCACCAGUCUGGGAAGCUACAACAAAUACAACAACAACUGCUACAGGGAUUGCUUGGCACUUUGUUGUCUGAACAGUGCCACCAGUAUCUUUGCUGGUCUUGCUGUGUUCUCGGUGCUGGGCUUCAUGGCUCAUGAAUUGAACUUGGAUAUUAAUGAAGUUGCUACUAGUGGUCCUGGUUUGGCUUUUAUAGCCUAUCCAAAGGCUCUGGCGAUGAUGCCUGGCUCCUCGUUCUGGGCUGUUCUCUUCUUCCUCAUGAUCCUCUUUCUGGGCCUGGACAGUCAGUUUGUGUGCGUGGAGAGCCUGGCCACAGCCCUCACAGACUUGUUCCCACAUUACCUGAGGAGACGCGGAGGAAGAGAAAUUCUGGUCCUAGCCAUAGCUGUUGCCUGUUUCCUACUUGGGCUGCCACUCAUCACAGAGGGAGGGAUAUACGUCUUUAUGCUAGUUGACACCUACGGUACCGGCGGAACAAGCCUCUUCUUCAUUGCCUGUUUUGAGACCAUUGUAGUUGCUUGGAUAUAUGGUGCUGACCGUUUCUACGACAAUAUCGAGGACAUGAUUGGGUUUGCCCCAUUUCGGGGGAUGAAGUACUGCUGGCUGCUCAUCACGCCGAUCCUCUGUGCACUCAUAAUCUGGUAUGAUAUCAUACAUGCUGGUGUUAUGUCGAUCUAUGGUUACCAGUUUGGGGCUGGGGCACUCGCCGUGGGCUCUCUAAUUUACAUCACUCCUCUGAUGUGCAUCCCAGUCUUCAUUUUUGUCACAUUGUGUAAGAACUCUGAUAACAUGACAACACCAUCGAGUGAUCUGCGUCAGGCUCGACCCAACAAGCCCAUCCUCACUUUUUGUAACCGCGUAGUCUUUAGAGCACAAGGGCAACCGAACAGGAGGAUGGAUGAAGCUCAUGAGAAGGUGAUGAUGGAGGAGCCAAGUGGGGUGUGAUGUUUACUGAGAAAGCUAACAAACCUGCAGGAACUUACAAUGCUUGGUGGUCUUAGGGCUGGGCGAUAAUUGGAUAACAAUAAUUAUUGUGUUAUAUUUUCUCUCAAAAAUAUAUUGAAUGUUCAAUGGUGCUAUUUGACCUAAAACACUAGUUGCCACUCAAUAUUAGACAGAAGAAGAAGGCAUUGAACAGCCAAUCAUGUCUCAGGGUAGGACAUUUGGAGCGGAAUGUAAACACAGCUGAAACAAGCGACAUCGACACUGAAUAAUAUGCAAAACCUACCAACUCAAAGCAGACUCGUUAGUCUAACACUGUGCUGACUCUGUGUUAACUAUCAACUUAAUUCACUUCAUUAAAUAUACUUUCAGGAUGUGGGUAAAGGAAGAGCAAGGUGACUUCAGCUGUACAUUUUGAAUAAGAUUAAUAUCCACUGCGACCGUAAGAAACUGAACACUGAAUAACCAUAAUGCCCUCACUGCACUAGGGGAGACGAUGUCACUCCGCCUGUAAAAGUAAUCUUGCACUACUCAAAACAAUACUAUAUAAACUGAUACACAGAAUACAAAUUGAUAAAUCUUUGUUUUAAAUUGAAAUCAAAUCAUGCAAAUUACCUCAA
Notolabrus celidotus (New Zealand spotty) is the source of this 2651-nucleotide messenger RNA. Its product is annotated as sodium- and chloride-dependent GABA transporter 2-like. The coding region runs from base 124 to 2034 and encodes 636 amino acids. The record is from RefSeq and is a predicted model, not a curated record. The transcript is spliced from 15 exons. Gene Ontology annotation, cellular component: membrane. Gene Ontology annotation, biological process: sodium ion transmembrane transport. Lineage: Eukaryota; Metazoa; Chordata; Actinopteri; Labriformes; Labridae.